UCUGGGGUUUUUCCUGCAGGAGAGAUGUUCAUGUUUUGACAGUAAAGGGGACAAAGAUCUUGUGGUUUCAUUUGAGUGGUUUAAAGCCCACCCUAAAGUUGUGUUUUUAAUAAUGUUUGCAUUGAACACUGUGCGGAUUGGGGCUUUAGUGCUUAUGAAGAAGAAGAAGAAUGUUUAUAAAGCUGUCACAUGUGCAAGGUAUUGUGUGGCUACCUGCUUACCUAAGAAGGACACAUGGCACAGCAGCAUGGACUUUAAAGCACUGGGGAAGGAAAGGUGGCUUAUGUGCUCUACUAAUCCAACCAGGAGUUACUGCACAGGUCAAGUCAAACUGAACUGCUGGAAUUGCAAAAAGCCUCUUAAUGCAACUCCUGCAUUCUUCUGUAUGUCAUGCAAAGUAAUCCAGCCUCCAGAAGAAGAAGAUGCAUCCUACUUCAAAAUAAUGGAUUGUGACCUCAAAUUCACACUGGACACACAGAAGCUGCAGAAAAGAUACUUGCAGCUGCAGCGGUCUCUACAUCCAGACAACUUCAGCCAGAAAUCUGUGAAAGAACAGGAGUAUUCAGAAAGCCACUCGGCUCUCGUGAACAAAGCAUACCAGACUCUGCUUAAGCCUUUGAGUCGAGGUCUUUAUAUGUUGGAGCUGGAGGGGGUGCGUACAGAAGAGGGCACCGACUCUGGAGCCGACUCGGGGUUCCUAAUGGAGCUGAUGGAGAUCAAUGAAGCCCUUGAUGAAGCACAGACUCCAGAGGAAGCCAAUAAGAUCGGCAAAGACACAAAAGGGAAACUGGCAGUCUUGACGGAGGCGAUAGACGCUGCCCUUCUUGAAGGAGAGCUUCAAUCUGCCAAAGCCCUGCUUGCCCAAAUGAAAUACUAUGCCAACAUCGAAGAGAAAGUAAAGGAAAAACUUUCUGAAUUCAUGUAAUCUCCCCCCUCCCCCCUAUUUAAUGUCACUUUAUUUAAUAUAUUUAAUUAAAACAACAGUUUUGUACAGAAGCACACAAAUUGUUGCACAUUUAUCUUGGGAUGAUGUAGAUCGAUUGUUGAAUUUGAAUAAUAAAAUCACUUGUAAUGCGUCAUACACAACUGAAUUAAUGGUUAUUAGUGCUUAAUAUGCCAUUUUUUUAAAUAAAAAAACUGUACAAAUACGAGGGUGUAAUUGGAUGCAUGCAGUAUCUCCCUUGAAUUUCACC
This is a messenger RNA of Anoplopoma fimbria (sablefish), 1193 nucleotides long. It is a transcript of the gene hscb, whose product is annotated as HscB mitochondrial iron-sulfur cluster cochaperone. The transcript has 6 exons. Gene Ontology annotation, biological process: protein complex oligomerization; [2Fe-2S] cluster assembly. Gene Ontology annotation, cellular component: mitochondrion. Gene Ontology annotation, molecular function: ATPase activator activity; protein-folding chaperone binding. NCBI's taxonomy places the organism in Eukaryota, Metazoa, Chordata, Actinopteri, Perciformes, Anoplopomatidae. The coding region runs from base 113 to 925 and encodes 270 amino acids. The record is from RefSeq and is a predicted model, not a curated record.